UCAACGCACUAGUCACAUGAAAUGGGCGGGCACUUGUCAACUACGGUUACGGACGUUGCCGUGAACUUUGCCGGUGUUGAACUACCCCCUGGACCCCGAACCGUUAGCUCUGUUAUAGCAUCAGAGUAUGGGCAGUGUGUUGGCUGCCGCCUCCCCCAGUCCAGCUCCAGCUGCAGCUGGAGUUGGAGGUGGUCAAGGGGUUCCAGGGUUGGUGUCGGUCCCUCCAGGGUUUAGUAUGCCCUCAGUGUCUUCCGUCCCUCCAUCAUCUGGAUCUGGCCAGCAGACGUCAGAUGCAGAUUCCCCACUCCCAAACCCAGGCACUUAUGAGGAAUGCCACCGCAAAUGUAAAGAGGUGUUCCCUCUGCAGAUGGAAGGGGUGCGGUUAGUGGUCAACAAGGGCCUGAGUAACCACUUCCAAGUCAGCCAUACUGUUACCCUCAGUACCCAGGGUGAUUCUGGUUAUCGAUUUGGUUCCACCUACGUAGGCAGUAAACAGACUGGACCAGCAGAGUCAUUCCCAGUCAUGGUCGGAGAUAUGGACAAUACUGGGAGUCUGAAUGCCCAGAUCAUUCACCAGCUCACAUCUGCUGUGCGUUCUAAAAUAGCAAUCCAGACUCAGCAGCAUAAGUUUGUGAAUUGGCAGUGUGACAUGGAGUAUCGUGGUGAAGACUUCACCUCUGCUGUGACACUCGGAAAUCCAGACGUACUUGUUGGAUCUGGCAUUUUGGUGGCCCACUACCUCCAGUCCAUCACACCAGCGCUGGCUCUGGGUGGUGAGCUAGUGUACCACAAGAGACCUGGGGAGGAAGGAACCGUCACCUCCCUUUUGGGCAGAUACACAGGUGACAACUAUGUUGCUACAUUGACUUUGGGAGGUGCAGGAGCUCAUGCUACAUACUAUCACAAAGCCAACGACCAGUUGCAGAUAGGAGUUGAAUUUGAAGCAAGCACAAGGAUGCAAGACACUACAACAUCCUUUGGUUACCAGUUGGACCUUCCCAAGGCCAACCUGCUGUUUAAAGGUACAGUUGACAGUAAUUGGGUGGUAGGGGCAACCCUUGAAAAGAAACUGUUGCCGCUGCCUCUCACACUGGCCCUCGGGGCUUUCCUCAACCAUCGCAAGAACAAGUUCCAGUGUGGCUUCGGUGUCACCAUUGGCUAGGUCUCUGGUGCAGGGUCUGCCUGGAGCCAGCUCGCAGGCCACAGCUUGGACCGGCACAGAGACACACAGGAACCUGGACUAAGUUUUAGAAAUUGGAUUCAGAGACUCUCUUACAACUGUGAUUUCUGGGGCAGACAGAGAGAUAAAGACAACUACCAAGGAGCCAGGACUGGCCAAGCCAUGCCUACAUACUGUAGCACAAAUGUCUUUCCUUUAUGGUGUAUUGGAUAUACCCAGAGGCUAGAGAGAUGUACAUCAGAGGGCAUCAGGUGAUGCAUGAGAACAUGUGAUGUGAAAAUCAAAGUAAGUGGUUAGACAUAAUAUAUGGUUAUCAUGUAUGACGGAUUGAAAUAAAUGUGAUUACUUUUUGUAAAAGUA
Molecule: messenger RNA, 1540 nt
Organism: Seriola aureovittata
Lineage: Eukaryota; Metazoa; Chordata; Actinopteri; Carangiformes; Carangidae
Gene: tomm40
Product: translocase of outer mitochondrial membrane 40 homolog (yeast)
Exons: 9
Coding region: 128-1162 (344 amino acids)
Biological process (GO): protein import into mitochondrial matrix
Cellular component (GO): mitochondrial outer membrane; mitochondrial outer membrane translocase complex
Molecular function (GO): transmembrane protein transporter activity
Source: RefSeq, a predicted model, not a curated record